CUUUUAUAUAACAGGCAAAUGACAUUUGUGUAAAUUCACCGGCGGUAGACGAACUUGCGAAAUUAUCGUGUUUUCAACCAUAAAUAUAGCAUUUUAAUACACUCGUAACGAGACGUCGCACAGUCGGUCAAGAUUAAAUAAAUUUCCACGCAACAAUAAUAUCAGCUGCACAAAACAAUGGCCGGCGAAGGAGCUAGUAACAAAAAUGCAGAUUGCACACUGUGUGACAAGAUUGGGCUUAAACCCUUCACCAAGGAAAACGUUUUCCACUACUACAUCCCACUGCAUGGUGUGGUAUCGUAUUCUGCACUUGCUGUUAACGUAAUGAAUCCCGGUUUCGUAUCCAAGAUUUUACCCAAAAAGGAUUUGACUAAUGUGCUUUUACUAAGUUCAUUGGCCGGCACCGCCUUCUAUAUAUAUGGACGUCCACAUCUAAGCAAAAUACCCAAUUCGCGACGUGGUCUGUACGCGAUUCUAGGAGGCUCACUCUUCAGCAUGGGUUCAGUACUUGCAUGGGCUUUGAUGAGGUCGGUGCUACCAAGAGAAAACGCAGCUUUGGCUACCAUUGCCGGUUUGGCUUCCGGAGCAGUUUUAGUAAAGCUUAGCGUUGACUACUUCACCGAUUGUGACAAAUUAGUAGACAAAAAUUAAAUACAUUGAUGUGUACCGUGAUUUUGUUGGUGCUCCUCCAUAGCCUCAAGGAAUGAAAUCUAAUUUUAGUCGCCUUUCAUCUUUUUUUUAUGCAGCAAUUAAAGUUCAAUACUCUGGCCGGAAUUUUCAAAUGCAAUUUCGUAUAUGAAAUGCAGUGCCGCUCCCAUUUACAGACAACAGGUUUUUCAUGUGAGCGGUUAAGGCGGUGGUGUCGUAAAAUCUUUUUUUAAUAAUCUCUGUAUGCAUAUAUAGGUUUUGAAUCGAGUGGAAAUAAAGUUAAAAGUAAAAAUAGCUGCUGAAGUAAUUGCAGGAACACAUAAAUGUGUAUAUUUAUAAAAUUUGCACUUGCAUCAUAUAAAACAUAUGUAUGUACAUUGAAAAAAAAAUAUAAAAUCUUGGUUGUAA
This is a messenger RNA of Rhagoletis pomonella (apple maggot), 1056 nucleotides long. RefSeq lists its product as uncharacterized. NCBI's taxonomy places the organism in Eukaryota, Metazoa, Arthropoda, Insecta, Diptera, Tephritidae. The record is from RefSeq and is a predicted model, not a curated record. Bases 178 to 651 code for a protein of 157 amino acids. The transcript has a single exon.